UCUAAGAAACCCACAAACGAAAGAAGAUUGGGUUUGAUUGGUUAUGCAAAGAAGAAAUCGAAGUCUUUAAUUAGAAGUGAUGGAGAAGAAGCUGAGUUUUGAUCUGUUGUUUUGUUCAUUUUUCUUUGCCUUUCUUUUGGUUUCAUGGCCUGCAAUGUCUCAAGAAGUUGAAAAUCAAAGAGAGUUCGAUUAUAAUACAAAUGGAACGAGAGGACCUGCACAUUGGGGAGAUCUUAGACCAGAAUGGCAUAACUGUAAUACUGGACGGAUGCAAUCUCCUAUCGAUUUGUUGAACCAAAGGGUUCGUAUUGUGUCUCAUUUUACGGACUUCCAAAUCGACUAUAGAUCUUCCAAUGCAACUCUUAAGAAUCGAGGACACGAUAUGAUGUUACAAUGGAGUGGUGCAGCCGGACAUAUGGAAGUAAAUAGAAGUCGAUAUUUUCUAAGACAAAUUCAUUGGCAUUCACCAUCUGAACACACUCUCAAUGGAAAAAGGUUUGCUUUAGAAGCUCAUUUAGUUCACCAAAGCCAAACAGGAAAUAUUGCUGUCAUUGGAAUUCUCUAUAACAUUGGACAACCUGACUACUUCUUGUCUACGAUGAGACAACAUUUCGUAGAAAUAUCUGCUACACAAAGAGAUAAAUUACUGAACAUGGUCAAUCCAUCUCUGUUGAAGAUGCGAAGCAGUUUAUAUUAUAGAUAUAUUGGCUCUUUAACGGUUCCUCCAUGUUCUCAAAAUGUGCUUUGGACCAUAGUAAGAAAGGUUAGAACUGUUGCACCCGAACAAGUAAACUUACUUCGUGUGGCCGUCCAUGAUGACUCAAACACUAACGCAAGGCCUUUGCAGCCUUUGAAUAAUCGAAAUGUUCAACUUCGAAUCAAAGCAAGCAUAGAGGGAGCUGAAUGAUUGAUUCAUAGACACAUACGAGAAUUCUUUCAUAAUUUUUCGUUCUCAAUAUCAUAUGGUUAUUAUCAUAUAUACCUUGUUUAAUUUAUACAUGAUAUACACAUGUGUUGUGAUUUUUAUAACAUGUACUCAAUAAUGUUUUUUCUUUAUUUAAAAUAUAGGAGAAUUGUAAAAAAAUGUAAAAUGGACAAAUUAUAUACACUUUAUUUCAUAAA
Cucumis melo (muskmelon) is the source of this 1122-nucleotide messenger RNA. RefSeq names its product alpha carbonic anhydrase 7-like. The coding region runs from base 80 to 907 and encodes 275 amino acids. The transcript has 6 exons. The record is from RefSeq and is a predicted model, not a curated record. NCBI's taxonomy places the organism in Eukaryota, Viridiplantae, Streptophyta, Magnoliopsida, Cucurbitales, Cucurbitaceae. Gene Ontology annotation, molecular function: carbonate dehydratase activity; zinc ion binding.